Messenger RNA from Malania oleifera, 1676 nucleotides. RefSeq names its product protein PMR5. The transcript is spliced from 5 exons. Gene Ontology annotation, cellular component: Golgi apparatus. Lineage: Eukaryota; Viridiplantae; Streptophyta; Magnoliopsida; Santalales; Ximeniaceae. The coding region runs from base 107 to 1348 and encodes 413 amino acids. The record is from RefSeq and is a predicted model, not a curated record. Gene Ontology annotation, molecular function: O-acetyltransferase activity.
AAAAAUAAAAUAAAAUAAAAGAUAAAAGGAAUAAUUAUUUUAUUAAAAAAAAAAAAAUGUAUUCUUUCCCUCUCCCUCUCCGCUAAAAUCCCAAAACAGCUCCUUUAUGGCUUCUUAUCUCUCUCCAGCACGAGAGCCUCCCCAGAUGGCUCUCCCCUGUUUCCCAUUUUCAUCUUCUCUCUCUGCCUCAUGUUUCCCACUUCUCUUUCUGCUUUUGGUUCAACCCCAUUUCGCCAACUCUGCUCUGCUACUGAGCUUGAAGAGCCACUUUCUUCACCGCCACCACCACAGCGCUAGGCCUCUCCUUCAAGCCAACCAAUCUACCUGUUCUCUGUUUGUGGGCAGCUGGGUUCGCGACACGGGCUAUGGCCCGUUGUACCAAUCGAACUGCCCCGCCAUCGACCCACAAUUCAAUUGCCAGUUGUACGGCCGUCCCGACUCCGAUUACCUCCAGUACCGGUGGCAGCCCUUCAAUUGUGAACUCCCAAGCUUUGAUGGACUUGAAUUUCUGGGGAAAAUGCAAGGGAAGACUAUGAUGUUUGUGGGUGACUCGCUUGGACGGAAUCAAUGGGAGUCUCUGGCUUGCAUGAUUUCAGCGGCAGUGCCUCAAUCACAAACCCAACUUGACAGGGGAGAUCCCCUCUCAACGUUUAAGUUCCUGGAUUAUGGAGUGACAAUUUCGUAUUAUAAAGCUACAUAUCUGGUGGACAUCGAUUUGGUACAAGGGAAGAGAGUUCUGAGGUUGGAAGACAUAUCUGGGAACAGCAAUGCGUGGAGGAAUGCUGAUGUGCUGUCAUUUAACACCGGUCACUGGUGGAGCCACAGGGGAUCGCUUCAAGGGUGGGAUUAUAUUGAGUAUGGAGGGAAAUUUUAUCAAGACAUGGAUCGUUUGGCUGCUUUUGAGAGAGGACUGAAAACAUGGGCUGCAUGGGUUGAUUCCAACAUUGACACAACCAGAACCAGACUCUUCUUUCAGUCCAUUUCGCCCACACAUUAUGGCCCAUCUGACUGGAACACAGCUGUGGCACCAGUGCUUAUGUCGACAAAAAACUGUUAUGGGGAGACUGCACCGAGUGGAGCAACAUACUCAGCAACAUACCCAGGGGGAUAUACAGAUCUAAUGGAUGUGGUGGAUAAAGUGAUUGGCGAGAUGCGAAACCCUGUGUACUUGCUGGACAUAACUAUGCUUUCAGAAAUGAGGAAAGACGGGCACCCCUCCAUCUACAGUGGUGAUUUGAGCCCUGGCCAGAGAGCUAACCCUGGUCAGUCUGCUGACUGCAGCCAUUGGUGCCUUCCUGGCUUGCCUGAUACUUGGAACCAACUAUUCUACACCUUAUUGUUUUACUAAUUUCUUUAGCAGCAGAGAACUAACCCUGACCAAUCUGCCAUUGUUGCCUGUUCCUGGCCUGCCUGAUACUUCGAACCAACUAUUUCACAUUGUUUUGCUCUCCUAAGCUCAGUGUUUUCCUUUCCUUCUUUCCAUUGUCAGUUUAUUUAUCAAAUGAGAGGGUGCAAAUGCAACUUCCUCUCCUCACCUCCCCAUGCUUUUUCACUUAUAAAGUGAUGCAGUUGAAAUGUGUAUUAUUUGUGAAGGCAAGUAACCCGCUUGCUGGUUAUUUGCAAUGUUAACCAAUCCUUCUUGUUUAGUAGAUAAUGUGUAUAUUUUUUUGUACAAA